Molecule: messenger RNA, 3495 nt
Organism: Jaculus jaculus (lesser Egyptian jerboa)
Lineage: Eukaryota; Metazoa; Chordata; Mammalia; Rodentia; Dipodidae
Gene: Lrp8
Product: LDL receptor related protein 8
Exons: 21
Coding region: 45-3122 (1025 amino acids)
Molecular function (GO): protein binding; calcium ion binding
Source: RefSeq, a predicted model, not a curated record
ACUCGGCAGGUUGAGUCGCGGCGGCCCGAGCUUCGGGCCCCGUCAUGGGCCGAGCGGAGCGGGGGGUGCCCGGGCCGCUGGCGUUGCUGCUGCUGCUGCUGCUGCUGCUGCUCCUACCACCCCGACAUCUCAGGGCGACGGCGGCGGCUGCGAACCCGCAACCCGGCGGUCAAGGGCCUCUCCAGGAGUGCAAAGACGGUCAGUUCCGGUGUCGGAACGGGCGCUGCAUCCCUUCGGUGUGGAGAUGCGACGAAGACGAUGAUUGCUCGGACAACAGCGACGAGGACGACUGUCCCAAGAAGACGUGCGCGGACACGGACUUCACCUGUGACAGCGGCCACUGCAUCCCCGAGAGGUGGAAAUGUGACGGUGAUGAGGAGUGUCCCGAUGGCUCCGAUGAGUCGAAGGCUACGUGUACCAAACAAGUGUGUCCUGCUGAGAAGCUGAGCUGUGGGCCCACCAGCCACAAGUGUGUGCCCGCCUCGUGGCGCUGUGAUGGCGAGAAGGACUGUGACGGCGGCAUGGACGAGGCCGGCUGCACCACGUUGUGUUCCCCGCACGAGUUCCAGUGCAGCAACCGCUCCUGCCUGGCCUCUGUGUUCGUAUGCGACGGCGACGAUGAUUGUGGCGAUGGCAGCGACGAGCGAGGCUGUGCCCAGCCGGCCUGCCCGCCCCUCGAGUUCCGCUGCGGGCAGGGCGACGCCUGCAUCCCGGAGCGCUGGCUCUGCGACCGUCACUUCGACUGCCUGGACGGCUCCGAUGAGGCCGCCGGGCUCUGUGCCAGCCGCCGCCCACCGGGCCCGGCGGCGACCACGAUGAUGCCAUCCGUGCCAGGGGCGGCCUGCGCCCCGGCUGCCCAGUUUGCAUGCCGCAGCGGCGAGUGCAUACACCUGGGCUGGCGUUGCGACGGCGACCGUGAUUGCAAGGACAAGUCGGAUGAGGCCGACUGCCCAGCCCUGGGGACCUGCCGCGGGGAUGAGUUCCAGUGUGGCGAUGGAACUUGUGUCCUCGCCAGCAAACGUUGCAACCAGGAACGUGACUGUCCGGACGGGAGCGAUGAAGCUAGCUGUGUGCAGGAGUCAACCUGUGAGGGUCCCCGCAGAUUUCUGUGUAAGAGUGGAGAGUGCGUGGACGGCGGGAAGGUGUGUGAUUCCCGGAAAGACUGCCGCGACUGGUCGGAUGAGCCCCCGACAGAGUGUGUUUCAACAACAUUCCAGGGAAACAGAAGGAGGCCCAGGGGGUUAAACGAGUGUUUGCACAACAACGGAGGCUGUUCCCACAUCUGCACGGACCUCAAGAUCGGCUUUGAAUGCACGUGCCCGGCAGGCUUCCGGCUCAUAGACCAGAAGACAUGUGGCGACAUUGACGAAUGUGAGGACCCAGAUGCCUGCAGCCAGAUCUGUGUGAAUUACAAGGGCUACUUUAAGUGCGAGUGUCACCCCGGCUACGAGAUGGACACACUAACCAAGAACUGCAAGGCUGUAGCUGGCAGGAACCCGUCCCUGAUCUUUACCAACCGGCAUGAGGUGCGGAAGAUAGACCUGGUGAAGCGAGACUACUCACGCCUUAUCCCAAUGCUCAAGAACGUCGUGGCACUCGACGUGGAGGUAGCUACCAAUCGCAUCUACUGGUGCGACCUGUCCUACCGCAAAAUCUACAGUGCCUACAUGGACAAGGCCAGUGACCCGGCCGAGCAGGAGGUUCUCAUUGACCAGCAGCUGCAUUCCCCAGAGGGCCUGGCGGUGGACUGGGUGCAUAAGUUCAUCUACUGGACAGACUCCGGCAACAAGACCAUCUCGGUGGCCACUGUGGACGGUCACCGCCGAUGUACUCUCUUCAGCCGUGACCUCAGCGAACCCCGGGCCAUCGCUGUUGAUCCUCUGAGAGGGUUCAUGUACUGGUCUGACUGGGGGUACCGGGCGAAGAUCGAGAAGUCUGGGCUCAACGGGGUGGACCGGCAAACACUGGUGUCGGACGAUAUUGAAUGGCCCAAUGGUAUCACCCUGGAUUUGCUGAACCAGCGCCUGUAUUGGGUGGAUUCCAAGCUGCACCAACUGUCCAGUAUUGACUUCAGUGGAAAGAACAGAAAGAUGCUGAUCAUCUCCACUGACUUCCUGAGCCACCCCUUUGGGAUAGCUGUGUUUGAGGACAAGGUCUUCUGGACAGACCUGGAGAAUGAGGCCAUUUUCAGUGCAAAUCGGCUCAAUGGCCUAGAAAUCUCCGUCCUGGCUGAAAACCUCAACAACCCGCAUGACAUCGUCAUCUUCCAUGAGCUAAAGCAGCCAAGAGCUGCGGAUGCCUGCGAGCUGAGCGCUCAGCCCAAUGGAGGCUGCGAAUACCUGUGCCUUCCCGCCCCGCAGACCUCGGGCCAUUCCCCCAAGUACACGUGCGCCUGUCCUGACACCAUGUGGCUGGGCCCAGACAUGAAGAGAUGCUACCGAGCACCCCCAUCUACCUCAACUACGACGUUAGCCUCCGCUGUAACAAGGGCAGCGCCUGUGUCCAGAGCCCCGGCGACAACCGUCCACAGCCCCGCCUCCCAGAACCACAGCACAGACCCACCAGGCCUGGCGUCUGCCACCCCAAGUUCAGUCAGUGUCCCCGGGGCUCCCAGCCCCGGCCCAUCUACCCCAAGCCCUGGGACAAGCAACCACCCACAGCACUAUGGGAAUGAAGGGAACAAAAUGGGCUCAACGGUGACGGCGGCUGUCAUUGGGAUCAUCGUACCUAUAGCGGUGAUAACCCUCCUGUGCCUGAGUGGGUUCCUGAUCUGGAGGAACUGGAAGAGGAAGAACACGAAGAGCAUGAAUUUUGACAACCCCGUGUACAGAAAGACAACGGAGGAGGAGGAAGAGGAUGAGCUACACAUAGGGAGGACCACUCAGAUCGGCCAUGUCUACCCCGCAGCAAUCGGCAGCUUUGAUCGCCCACUGUGGGCAGAGCCCUGUCCCGGGGAGACCAGAGAUCUGGAAGACCCAGCCUCUGCCCUCAAGGAGCUUUUUGUCUUGCCGGGGGAACCGAGGUCACAGCCGCACCAACUCCCGAAGAACCCUCUUUCCGAGGUUCCUGUCGUCAAGUGCAAGCGUGUGGCAUUAAGUCUGGAAGACAAUGGACUGCCCUGAAGAUGGGACCUCUCCCCCUCCGUGCCGCGUGGAGUUCAGUCCUGAGUCUCCCGGCUGUGUGACCGCACGAAUGGGUUUCUAUGCGUGGGUCUGCGUGAAGGAGUGCGUGCGAGGUGUGUGCGCGUGCGUGACUUUUUUUUUUUUUUUUAAUUUAUGUUGCAGAAAGAUAACCACAAAGUUAUGAUGAGCUGCAGACAUCCAAAGGAUGCGAGUGUUUUUAUAUGUAUAAUGUUUUAUACACUUUUUUAACUGGUUGCACUACCCAUGGAUUCAUGGAACGGCUACCGCGGAGUGACUAAUGUAAUGUGCAUUAACCAAAUGGGGCCAAUGGUACAAAUCUUACUCACCACUUAAAUACUAUAUUCACACAGGA